UAUUUCUGAAUGACAGAAGGGACAUGGCUAGAAUUCAUAUUUCAAGAUGAUUUGGAGGAAACUCAGCCCCAUCAUGUUGGACUCUUCUACCCAUUGACAGAAAGUGGACGAGCUAGCCAGUGAGACAUGCAGCGGUUCCUGUUCAGUGGAGCCUUCCGACAGGCUGCCAGCCCCCUGUCCCUUCUCUCUGGGCCCUCGACCUCGGAGACCCUGAAAAACGGAGGUGCCCGCCGCCUUGUAAAAUUUAGCCCCAACCCUCGAUGGGUCCGUACAUCCACUGCAGCCUUGUCACCAACUUCCCAGAAGAGUGACACUGGAGAUGUUUCCCAGCAAGAUUCCGGUGAUGUGGACCCCCUUCAAGAUAAAUCUAUGGGCCUGUUCCAAAGGUUUAAGAAGACCUUUAAACAGUAUGGCAAAGUUAUGAUACCCGUUCACUUAGUGACCUCCACAGUUUGGUUUGGCACGUUCUACUAUGGCGCUAUGAAGGGAGUGAACCUAGUACCGUUUCUCGAGUUUGUUGGAUUUCCUGACAAAAUCGUUAAGCUUCUGGAGAAUUCCCAGGGUGGUUAUGCAUUGACUGCUUAUGCUAUGUAUAAGAUUGCCACUCCAGCUAGGUACACGGUUACCUUAGGUGGAACGUCGCUGUCGGUGAAAUACCUGAGGAAACAUGGUUACAUGUCUACCCCUCCACCUGUGAAAGAAUACCUCCAAGAAAAGAUGGAAGAGACAAAAGAGAGGAUCUCUGAGAAGAUGGAGGAGACGAAGGACCGCUUCUCCGAGAGGAUCGAGGAAACUAAAGACAAGUUCACGGAGAAACUGCAAGAAACCAAAGACAAGGUGUCUUUCAGAAAGAAGACCGAUUAGAGUUCCUUAAAGAGAGGUUCCUGUUCGGGUAACUUGAGAAGUAGAGGGGCAGUGCACUCGUAUAAAGACUUUUGUCAUACACCACACCGGAGCAACAUUAAAGUUCGCGCAUUUUACUCGACAGCGAGUGAUAUGUCUACAUGUAUCUGCUAUUAAUGGAAAUGCUGCCUCUUAAACUGAUGCAAAAUCACCUGUAAUCCCACAGUGUCCGUAAAAUGAGUUCACAUUAUUGGUUCACUCUUGAAAUUGAUGCAGUCUGCUCUUAGGUCGGCCGUGCCUCACCGCUCUGCGGCGUCUUGGGAUGAAACGUGUUCCCUGGUCCUUAGGAUAUGAUGCUUCUCUCUUGUUACAAACAAAAAUGGCUGUUGUUGAGUGUCAUUGAAGUAUUUUUGAAAUGAAUAAGAGGGUUUGUUUUUUUUUGUAAGAGUUUGAGGGAUGCAUUAAAUGUGUCCUGGUUACAUGUACAAGGUUGAUGUCCAUUUGUGUGGCCAGGAGAGGGUUUUUUUUUUGUUGUUUAUCUAAAAUGCACUAACUGCCCUGACACACACACACACACACACUCAUCUCCUUCGUACAAACUUGCCAGACAAAUAGAUCUAAAGGUCAAACAGUCACAAACUCCACGGAAUUAAGUGCUGCUUGUGAGUGAAUUAACAGUACAAUUUGUGCUGAUCAAAAUUGUAACCAAGCAUAAAAUAAAGCCGCUGAGUAUCUGCAGAAAAAAAAAACGAAAGAAUGAACAAUCACGUGUUUCACAACUAAACAUUGUGUAGCUAUUCAAAAUUAGUGAGUAAAAUAAGAAUAAGAUUGCCAAAAACGAAAGAAAGAAAGAAAGAAAGAAAGAAAAAGAAAGAAAAAAAAAUCUAAGUUUAUGUAAGUUCUCUAAUAAUUAAACUUACUUGUAUUUGUGAAACCAUCAACAUCACAGCAGUGAUGGUCUGCUUGAGUUACUGUAGUCAUUAAAAUAAAGGCAGGGCCAGGAGAUCUUCUCAGGCAGAGAAGCACAACUCCAUUCAGAUACAACUGAUUCAGCUGUUCAAGGCCCUGAUGAACUUUUCAGUAGUUGAAGGGCCCAGGAUUCGAGUUAAAGAAAACUGCUUCCUAAGGAGUUGCGUGCCCCUGAACAUAGACUUUAUUAUUUGUAAGAUCCAUUGAGCACAGCAUAUUAAUUAAUGUCCUUGUUGUACUUCUUGUUCAAAUACUUAACGAUGAGAAUUUUUUUUGUCAAGCGGAACAAUGAAACUGCACUCUUCAAGGUUCCUUGGCUGACUGCAAUGUUACUGUAGUAGAGAGCUGGUAUAACAUUUUUUUUGUGUGUGUGUAAAAUGUCAAUUAUUACCUCGUUUAACUUAAGGGGCUUUUAAAAUUGUCUUUCAUUUCCAGCAUAUACAGACUUGUUUCAGUUUUGUUAUCUUUCUCGGAUUUUUUCUUUGGGAGUGAGUGCACAGUGUUUGAGCUCUGAGGUCUGACAGGUGACGUGGCUUUGAUCUAAGGGUGCUUGCCUCAUGCCACACGUUGCCAUAGCAACACCUGCAUAGGUGAAUGUGUUCCGUCCAAACAGAAUAAAAUUAUGUGAAUCACA
Chanos chanos (milkfish) is the source of this 2446-nucleotide messenger RNA. RefSeq names its product family with sequence similarity 210 member Aa (gene mims1a). Gene Ontology annotation, cellular component: mitochondrion. The record is from RefSeq and is a predicted model, not a curated record. The coding region runs from base 127 to 864 and encodes 245 amino acids. Lineage: Eukaryota; Metazoa; Chordata; Actinopteri; Gonorynchiformes; Chanidae. The transcript has 4 exons.